AUGUUCUCGCGUACCUGCGUGUACAUUAAGUACAUGCGGGAGAUGGGUUUCAAGAUUGUGCUCCUUCCAGAGCUGUUCAAACCGACAAUGGCCUCAACCAGACUAGUGCGGACUAAUUUCAAACCGAGGCCAUUUCAUGAGAAUUAUCUGCUACGCCAGAACCCGACUGGGAUGUUGCUCCCCUUCCCCCCGAUAUCUCCGACAAUAUUACUCCACGAAGCCAGGAGCUCAUUACCGCGUAUGAGCGAUGCGCAUUGCGUCGACCUAGAAUCUAAGGCUGCCAUACUCGCGUCAAAACCGCCGCCGCCGCCUGUAUGCGCUCGACUCCCAGGUUACUUAUUAAUCUACGCUCCAAGUCCCCCUGGUCGCAACAUAGUCGCGAUCGAUAUUUGCAAGGCUCAAACUGACGCUGCGCUUCUCGCCACCGCCUCGUUGUACUUCGACCAUUUCGUCCGAUUAUUUAAAUCUCAAAAAGAUCGGUCCCCUGUACCUAGCCCCGAUAAUCAGACUAAGGCAAAACAAUCCUCUAAGUACAUCAAACAACGCGGGGAAAGAAAGGAGAGGAAUGAGCGGCCUAUCACAUGCAUAACACAAGCAGCUUACAUAUUUCAUUCUUCGACUAACAAAGGCCUUCGUGGGGAUGAAAAGCCUGAGACCGAGUUUUUGGAGGUCACAACAGAACUCAAUGGUCGUGACAUCCAUCGACUCGAAAAUGUCAUAACCAUGAGGGAAGAUCUGCGUACGGCUUUUGAUCACCUUAAGCUUGGAAGCAACAGUGCGUUACGUGAUUCCAAUAUGAGUGAACCGAACAUGUAUCAGAUUGAGUCAGUCAACCGCUUCGACGCUCCCGAGACUGUUGUCUUCAAGACUACUCGAAGAUCGGGUGAACGCACCUCGGAGAAGGGCGGGGAGAGUGACACCAAGGAGAGGGGGACGGUCAUUUGUUUUGCACGACGCGCGGGAUCCGGCUCAUCAUCGAAUAGCAUCCGUGCCGUGAUUGCCUUAAGUCCUGCGAAGCUGCAUGUAUUCCGUCCUGCUCAAUCCAGGGUGCUACUCCACCACACCAUGCAACCUGCAUCCACCUUUCGCGGAACCAGCAUGCAUUUGGCUCACUGGACUGUUAUCUCAUUCUUCCCAUCAACUUUCAAGGUCUGCAUGUGUAUCGCACCGGAUACAGCCAAAGUCUCGUUUUCCAUGUUCUGCUUGCCGUCGGACAGUGAAGAAGAUCUCAUGGAUUGUUCAGCAGUGCCUGGGAAGCGGGUCAAGCGCGACACUUAUGCGCUAAAAAUAAUGCAUCCGAAGUCAGUAAAAUACCCUUCUACGUAUCUGGUUUGUGUGAACAAUUGUCUGGCGUAUUGGGACUGA
This is a messenger RNA of Suillus paluster, 1365 nucleotides long. RefSeq lists its product as uncharacterized. The transcript has 8 exons. Bases 1 to 1365 code for a protein of 454 amino acids. Lineage: Eukaryota; Fungi; Basidiomycota; Agaricomycetes; Boletales; Suillaceae. The record is from RefSeq and is a predicted model, not a curated record.